AUGCGAGCAGCCUAUGGCCCGCUCGUAAUAGCGACCAGUAGGCCUAGGAUUGCUCAGCGAUGCCCAAAAACCAUCCGAUGGCUCGUCCAGAGCUCAGUAUCCCUUGCGACCCCGGCCGUCAAGACCAAAACGGUGACCAACUUUGAUGAUCUCCCUUUGCGAGCAUUGGACAGUAGUGGACAACCAGCGGUCUCUCUUCCCGCUUACAAGGACUCUUUGCGGUCAGGGAGGAGUAAGAAGAAAGGAGUUAAGUUGGCCAGAAAGGAGAUUCCCGAUACACCUCUGACCAGAGAGAUUUUCUUCAAUUAUAAGAGGUUUCCAGGAUGUAUCGUCCUCACUCGAGUAGGCAAGUUUUAUGAGUCGUACUUCGCUCCAGCUGUCGAGCUUUCUUCGAUACUAUCUCUGAAGCUAGCGUACAAACGAUAUCAAGAUGGUACUUGGCCUUUCUCUGGAUUUCCCGUCAGCCAACGAGACAAAUACCUCAGAAUCCUCGUUCAGGAUCUCCGGCAAACGGUGGUUCUCGUCGAAGAGUAUGGAGAGCGAAACUUUGCUGGCAACUUAGUCACUUCGGGAGAAAAAGAACUGAAAGAUCGAAGAGUGGGAAGGGUAGUGACUCCCGGUACAAUGCUAGAAGAAGGUUGGCUGGACACCAUGGAGAGUCGAUACUUGCUCUCCAUCGCCUUCGGCAAAACGAUCACAACUUUCAAGACUGACGAGGAAUCUUUACCUAUUCAUCUGGCGUAUACGGACGUUUCAACUGGCGAGUUUUUCUCGAAAGAAACCACCUCCGACGCUCUCGAAGAUGAACUUGCGAGAAUAACCCCGCGUGAGAUCGUCUUGGACUAUACUCUCAAACCUGUUUUUCACUCCCCAGCCAACAUGAACACCUUAGACGACCUUGUGACUAUUAUCAAGGCGGCGGGAGUUCAUAUCUCCUUUGCCGACCCGAAUGAAGUACCAAUUCUCGACACCCCACAUACAGACCUGCGUAUAUCGACGCAACUGCCGGUCACCAUGAGCCUCGAAGCCGCCGCAAUCUCGCUCCUCAGACAUCAUCUCCUUUACGCACUGAGAGAUUCCAUGGUGGCCCUUCCAGAACCGAAUCGUCAGUCAAACACGCUACAGAUGCAGAUAGAUGCCGCAACUCUACACGCUUUAGAAGUCCGACACGCCAUCCGUCCGGGAGGUAUGAUCACCUCAGAGGAGAAUUCCACUCUGAGUAGGCUAGCUUCCCCGUUGUCGACAAGAGGUACCCUACUAUCAGUCAUCGACAGGUCCAUGACCCACGCAGGGCAUCGCCUGCUGAUACGUACCUUGACGGCUCCUAUGACCCACAUCCCAAGCAUCAACUCACGAUUGGCCCUCGUACAAGCUUUCGUCGAUGAUGAAGAUCUCAGAGUGGACAUUAGGGGAUUAAUAAAAACCACCUCGGACAUAGUACGAGUGCUACAGCGAUUUCGUAGUGGUCGGGGCGAAGGGAGAGAUGUGUGGGAAGUGGGUCGAUGGAUUCGGACAGUGGAGAGUAUAUUGUCAAGGAUUAGAGAAGACUUGCCAGCGUGGCUGCGUAAUCCACCUGAGAGUUCAAAUAAAAUUGAGACCGCUGAAGGAGCGGACAGGUUGGCACAAAUGGUAUCGGCCUUUAGACCUUUAUCUGAUCUGGGGAAAAAGAUUGAAGAGUCCAUAGAUGAGACACGUCUAUUGAGAGAUAAUCUGGCGGAGGAGGACGACGGUGAUUCGGAGGGAGGAUCAGAGGUAGAAGGUGGACAAAUUGUCGUCUUUUCGGAUGGCAAGAGACAAGGUGAGACAAGAAGGGAGCAACAAGAGAGAGAAAGAGUAGAGAGGGAGAAUGAGUACUGGUGGAUCCGACCUGCGUUCUCUACAGAGCUGCAGGAUCAUCACAAUGGUUUACUUGCAUUGCAAGAGCAGAAAGAGAAGUUACAGAAAGAUCUUAGGCUUCAAACAGGUGCACCAUCGUUGCUCCUGGUCAAGGGCCUUCGCCAUGGAUAUCAUAUCUUGUUACAAAAGAAAGCAGAAUAUGUGCAUUUGGACAAAUCAGAAAUGUUUGAAGUCAUCUCGGAAAGUCGGUCUACGAAGGCUUAUGCGUAUGGUCCGUGGUCCGCUUUGGGAGCAAAGACGGAACUAGCCCAGGAAAAAUUGGCGAAAGCUCAGAUAAAAGCUGCUGAUGAGUUGCGCAAUAUGAUCAUCAACAACGCCGAGACCAUUCGACACAAUGCCAGUCUCAUCGACGAACUUGACCUUGCCAUGGGAUUCGCUCAAACUGCCGUUGACCUAGAUUACGUUCGUCCCACUUUGAACACAUCCACAUCUAUGGAAAUAAUCAAUGGUCGUCAUCCUUCCGUCGAAUCGGGAUUAUUAUCUUCGGCAAGAACGUUCACACCGAAUAGUACGAUAAUGAACGAAGACAAUCAUUUACACAUAAUCACAGGUCCUAAUCAAGGUGGAAAAUCUACUUUACUUCGUCAAACAGCUGUGAUCGCUAUCUUAGCUCAAAGUGGUUGUUUCGUUCCUGCUGACAAAGCCACGUUAGGGGUUGUAGAUAAAGUGUUUUCAAGGAUUGGAGCAAGGGAUGAUUUGUUUAGAGAUAGAAGUACUUUUAUGCUUGAGAUGGUUGAAACUGCGUCAAUUUUGAGACAAGCUACACCUAGAUCUUUGGUCAUAAUGGAUGAAAUUGGAAGAGGAACAACUCUUAAUGCUGGUAUUUCAAUAGCCUACGCAACGUUAGAUUACAUUUUACAAAAUAUAUCUUGCCGUACUCUUUUCGCUACCCACUAUCAUGAACUGGCUCGUAUGUUAACAGAAAAUGGACGAAAUCGUUCAGGUGUUCAAUUUUGGUGUACCGACGUGGAUGAGAUAAAAGGAGCGUUUUCUUAUUCUUAUAAAUUACGUCCAGGAGUUAAUCAUGAUUCUCAUGCUAUCCGAGCGGCACAAUUAGCAGGUAUGCCACCUGCGUUCCUCAAAGUGGCUAAAGAUAUCUUAUCUCAACUCGAGUCUAAAUCAGCAUAAUCUCAAAUAAAUCAAAAGUUCCCACAAUCAUACGAGGAGACAUCAUCUGAAGACGAAUCUUGACGAGCAAUUAUGACAAUGCAUAUUAUACAUAAAAG
Molecule: messenger RNA, 3122 nt
Organism: Tremella mesenterica DSM 1558
Lineage: Eukaryota; Fungi; Basidiomycota; Tremellomycetes; Tremellales; Tremellaceae
Exons: 9
Coding region: 1-3024 (1007 amino acids)
Biological process (GO): mismatch repair
Cellular component (GO): nucleus
Molecular function (GO): mismatched DNA binding; ATP binding; ATP-dependent DNA damage sensor activity
Source: RefSeq, a predicted model, not a curated record